UGUUUAUGUGGUUUGGAGGUUAUUUUAUUUAAUCCGCUGACUUGUGUUUUGGAGUUCAGUCGCUGAUCUGCGCCCGCAUGACACCGACGUCCAAAAAGAUUGACCGGCCGAUGUUGCUUGUUCGUUGUUGGGAUUGUCAAUAAGUAUGCCUGAGUUAUCAAUAAACAAAACCAUGAAUAUAGUCAAACCAGUUAUUAAGAAAAUACCAGGUGAGAUACCUCCGGAGCCCAGAAAAGCAAGUCAAGGCUAUAUUGAUGAUCUGGGAAAAAAGCAAAAAUUCGAACUAAUAGAACUUUUAGAAAGACAAGAAAAAUUACUAGCCAAUAAAAAGUUUGUAUCAAAACUACCGGAUAAAGGAGCUAAAAUUUUGGAAUUCAAAGGUAAAAUUGCUUGUGAGCUUGAAACUAGGGAUAAGGUUGAAGAGGCAGCUAAAUUGUUGUCUAGACUCAAUAUUGUAUCAGAAGGAAAGGCAGCUAUUAGUGAAAUGGAAUGGACUGGAAAAUACAACGAUAAACCUAAGAAUAACCAAGAUAAAAUUGUUGAAUUAGAUAGUGACGAUGAGGAAGAUCCAUUAAAAAUACUUGCUCAGCCAACUGGGAGUGGUGCACAUAAAAAGAAAAUUAUUCGUCUUGCACCAGAGGAGAGUCUAAUAAAACCAGAAGACUUGGAAGAGAUUGAAUCAUUUAAAACAUUGGAUCCCUUAGAAUCGGAGCACAUUAAAUAUAUUGUAGAUAAAGUUGAAAAUAAUGAAAAUAAGCAUGAACGAAAACAGUAUAAACCUUAUAAAACAACAAAAUCCAAUGUUCAUGAUCCUGAAAAAGAAAAACAGAGAGAUAGUAAAAAAACUAAACAUUGGGAAGUAACUGCAGCAACUCCACCUUCAAUUAUUCAUGAAGCUACUAAAACGCUAGAUCUUAAUGAGUCCUUGAGGCUACAAAAAGAACAUGCUAUCAAACUAAAAGAGGUUCAAGCAAGGCAUGCCGUAGAACGUUUAACGCAGCAACUUGGAGUCCACCAAAUUGGUACCGUACCAUGCAACAUCGGCAGUUAUCGUACUAAUGAUAGAGAUAAUUCAGAUUCAUCGAACUCUGAAGAUGAAGAAAACUACCCACAAGUAUAUGAUGACGAAGACAAUGACAAAGCUGGCACAGUUACGUUUACUGUAGAUAGUGUAGAUUUAUAAAGUUAGAAGUUAUGAGAUUUUUAAUUAAUUUAUAUUUUGUAUGUAAGCUUUAUCAUUGAAAUCAUUUGUAAAAAGUGUUCAUCAUAUACUAAAUAAAUAUAUUUUUUAACAAUUUAAA
Molecule: messenger RNA, 1301 nt
Organism: Nasonia vitripennis (jewel wasp)
Lineage: Eukaryota; Metazoa; Arthropoda; Insecta; Hymenoptera; Pteromalidae
Gene: Polr2M
Product: DNA-directed RNA polymerase II subunit GRINL1A
Exons: 5
Coding region: 146-1183 (345 amino acids)
Biological process (GO): transcription elongation by RNA polymerase II
Cellular component (GO): nucleus
Molecular function (GO): transcription elongation factor activity
Source: RefSeq, a predicted model, not a curated record